This is a messenger RNA of Drosophila santomea, 782 nucleotides long. RefSeq names its product neuropeptide-like protein 32. The record is from RefSeq and is a predicted model, not a curated record. Lineage: Eukaryota; Metazoa; Arthropoda; Insecta; Diptera; Drosophilidae. Bases 353 to 712 code for a protein of 119 amino acids. The transcript has 2 exons.
UUUAAAGUCUUUUGAUCAGCGUGUUUAUUUUAAAACUGUCAAGAUUUUUUUGCUUGUAUUUAUUGAUCGGAUAUUUAUAAAUUGGUUUAUUAAGUUCGUUAUUCUUAGUUUUCUAGAACAUAAUUGGUAGCGAAUGAGUUGUUUACCAUUUCAGCUGGGGGCUCUUGGGAUUCGGGGGUUUUCUUCGCCAAUUGAUUAUGCGCAGGAAAUUUAAUUGCUUUAGGUCGUCGGCACACAGAACUCGUUUAGAACCCCACAGUCAUCUCAGUCAGGUUGAAAGCUAUAUAAAGAGCCAAGGCGGGGGAUCGGCUCGACUAUAGUAAGAAUAUUGGCUGGACAAGACAACGGAACGAUGCGCACUUACCACCUGAAUCUAUUAGUGCUAAGUGCCGGCCUACUGGUCCUGCUGGCCAAAUCGGGCACUACGGCCCCCCAGGCGGAUGGGGAUGUACAGCAACUGACUCUACAGGAUGUAAAUCAGGCGGAGGAGCAGCAGGAGAUGCCGGCUGUGCGCCUGGCCAGGCAAUUCGGAUUCGGCCGUGGAGGAUUCGGCAGAGGACGCGGCGGAUUUGGCGGAAGGAGAGGCGGUGGAUUCUGCUGCGGCGGCGGUGGAUUCCGGAGACCCGGUUUCGGUGGCGGCGGAUUUGGUAGAUUCGGUGGAUUCCCACCGCCACCGCCACCGCCCUUCUUCGGUGGCCCCUUCUACGGCUAGGUGUUAUUAAUUUAAUGUGCAUAUAUGUGAUACGAUCAGACCAAGAUUAGCUGCUAAUAAAUCAACACGA